Baudoinia panamericana UAMH 10762 is the source of this 3367-nucleotide messenger RNA. RefSeq lists its product as uncharacterized. The transcript is spliced from 4 exons. Gene Ontology annotation, biological process: N-acetylglucosamine catabolic process. The coding region runs from base 222 to 3104 and encodes 960 amino acids. NCBI's taxonomy places the organism in Eukaryota, Fungi, Ascomycota, Dothideomycetes, Mycosphaerellales, Teratosphaeriaceae. The record is from RefSeq and is a predicted model, not a curated record. Gene Ontology annotation, molecular function: N-acetylglucosamine-6-phosphate deacetylase activity.
AGCGCAUCGUGAAUUGAGCCGCCACGACCGAACAAGCCUAGCGUGUGCAGCCACCUUCCUCAUUUGGACAAGCCCAGUCUGGUCAAGGCGUAUCUCCCGUUAGAGAUGUACCAGUAUGCCACUGGUCUCGCUGUGCCGCAAGCAUGGUGAUCAUGGCAUAUCAUUACCGCAUGCCUAGGUCUCGUCCAUAACAUUGAUGUGUCUCCUUCCUCGGCGUCAGCAUGGAUCUAGCUGAGAAGGAAGAUACUCUUCCACGGUAUACACCAAGAGACGAGUAUAAAGAAUGCCACGCUACUACUGUCUGUUUCAAUAGACGGCGUCGGCGGAUUGCAAAGUUACUCGCACUAAUUCUUGUGGUUGUCUUCGUCUAUCAUCAUUGGAAUUUGGAUUCUCGAGGAACUCAUGAAGAACCAUAUUCGACGCUGUCGGUUGACCGCUUACGGGAGAAUCACGCAACAUGUGCCAAACUGCAGUCCGUUCCAGAUGAUCCCAGCGGACAUCGAGAGUUCAAUGCUCGCUUCCAGGCCGGAAAUACCACUGUCCUCGUCCGCAAUGCGACAAUCUGGACUGGUGAGCCUGUCAAAGGCACGUCGGAGAAGGACGCCCGCGCGGGAAAUGGCUGGUCGUGGAUCCGAGCGGAUGUUCUUAUGGAACGCGGCUUAAUCACCAAGGUCGCAGAAGGCAUCGACCUUCGGACCGUGUCCGGAGACUGCGAGGUCUGGGAAGCUCACGGACGUUUGGUCACAAGUGGUAUAGUCGACAUGCAUAGUCACGCAGGCGACGAUCCGCUACCCAGUGACUUGUCUGGUGGCUCUGACGACAAUGAACUUUCAUCCGAUAUCACUCCGUACGUCCGCUCCAUAGAUGGCAUUAACCCACUGGAUCCUCAGAUACAGGUAAUCAAAUCUGGAGGUGUAACAACAUCUCUUGUGCUUCCAGGGUCGGGAAACAACAUGGGCGGAGAGGCGUUUGUCAUCAAGCAUGCCGUCGGCAAGCCAGAUGGCAGGCCCGAGAUCAGCGUGGAGGAUCUGCUCGCUGAUCCGGAUCGGAACUGGCGCUAUAUGAAGAUGGCCUGUGGUGAGAACCCUAAGAGAGUGUACGGCCGACUCGGACGAGACUUUGGUCCUUUCAGCCGCCUUGGUGAAGCAUGGGAGUUUCGUCAUGCCUUUGAGCAAGCCAGCAAUUACGUGAAGUCCCAAGAUGAUUGGUGCGCUGCUGCAAACCGUGUUGGUGCAGAGAACAUGCGAAGCUAUCUCCCAACAGAUCUGAAGUGGGAGAGCUUAGGAGCCGUCCUCCGCGGGCAGGUCCGGGUUAACACACACUGCUAUACCAUCGACGACUUGCAGAUGUUCGUAGGUCUUACGAACGAGUUCAAAUUUCCAGUCCGAGCAUUCCACCAUGCCCAUCAAGCCUAUAUCGUCCCGGAGCUGCUUAAGCGCGCAUACAACGUCACACCUGCCGCAGCGCUGUUUGCGGACAAUAUGUAUUACAAGGUAGAAGCCUACACAGCCUCGGAACAAGCUGGCAAGAUCCUCUACGAGAACGGCAUCACACCUCUAUAUGUCUCCGACAACCCUGUGUUGAAUGCCCAGCACGUUGUCUUCGAAGCUGCGAAGGCGUAUCGCAACGGUUUGCCAUACCAUGCAGCACUGGCUGCAGUCACGGCAGAGCCAGCUAGAGUACUCGGUCUCGGCGAGCGAAUAGGAAAGCUGAAGGAAGGCUUCGAUGCAGACAUCGUGGUAUGGGAUUCUGAUCCAUUGAGCGUGGGUGCCACCCCUGUCCAAGUCUGGAUCGACGGAGUUCCGCAAUUCGCACAUCCCGUGGAGCUAUCUAAGCCAAUACUUGGUCCAAUCGAGCCGAACACUGCGUUGCAACACGUUCAUCAUGAUUUCUCGCUCUUACAAGACGUGGUCAUCUCAGGCGUCCAGAAGGUUUGGCUUUCGGGCGUCGGUAGCGAUUUCCACGGUAAGACUGGAGACGGCACAGUCGUCGUCCGCAACGGUUCAAUCGCAUGUCUUGGCGACUGCGUCGAAGAGCUCGCUGAGGCCAGGAUGCGAGGCGUUAAGUCAGUCCAUAUCGAGAAUGGCCACAUUACAUCUCCCAUCACAUCAUUUGGAAGCUUCUUAGGCUUGAGCGAGAUCUCUGCUGAAGACGUCACUAAUGAUGGCGAUAACAACGUGCAGUCGUUCUCCGCCGCCGUCGACGGCCUUGCCUUUGAUACCAAGAGCCUAGCCGCUGCCUACCGGCACGGUGUCACUCGCGCGAUUACUGCUCCCUCGAUCAGUGAAGGUGGUCACAAAGGCGUCUCUGCAGGCUUCAAGACAGGCGCAAAGCACUCGUUGGAGAAAGGCGCAGUCUGGGCCAGCCAAGUUGCCGCACACUAUACGCCUGCGAAGACCGAUCAAAUCCCCAGCCUCAGCGGCGCGAUCGAUGCUCUCAGAUACAAACUUUGGAAGGCACUGAAGUCGAACGCUACCGCGGACGUCUCGUCACUGGAGGAGCGAACACUAAAAAGCGUCGUGAACGGCAGCAUGGCGCUUGUCAUAAGCACGCAUAGCGCCGACAGAAUUGCUUCGUUACUCAGGAUGAAAUACGAGCUCGACGCUGUUAUGCCACAUGCGCUCCGACUCGUCAUCUACGGCGGUGCAGAGUCUCACAUCCUUGCGAAAGAGCUAGCCGCUGCCAACGUUGGCGUGGUGCUCACAUCCUUCGCGUACGGGCUGACGUGGGACCAGCGACGCGCAUUGAGCGGCGCGCCUUUGACAAACGGUACUGCAGUCGAUGUCCUGUAUGCUGCUGGGGCCAAGGUUGCAAUGAGCACGGCCGAAGACUGGGAGACGCGCGACCUGAGCCUCCUAGCAGGUAUCAUAGCUGCCAAUGGAGUAUCGAUGCGUGCGGACGAUGGGACUUAUAUCCAGCAUGCGAUCGGUGAGGAAGCUGCCUGGAGCAUGGUGUCCUCCAACAUCUACGAGAUGCUUGGACUCAAAGAUCCUGCUAAAGAGGGCGUUAACGAGUUUGUCGUGUAUGAAGGCAGUCCUCUACAGAUCGAUGGCCGGGUCCGAGCCAUCGCGGACGGUCGAGGCUCGAUCGACGUAUGGUUGUAAUACCAGCAAGCGUGUCUUCAAAAGCUUGUGGGUGAGCACCCGCUUCGACAUGCCUGGACACCCUGCUAAAGAACCCAAAGGCGACAGUCAGUAAUGAGCAUCCAUCGUUCACCAGGAAGUCGCGUUGCGUAUCCGACAUGGAGCAGGUGCGACUCAGUAUCGCGUACUUGCCGCAUACACUUCAGUGAUGGAUGUAUUUCCAGAAGCCUCUCAGAAGGCUAUUUUAUUCCCCACUUGUAUCACUAAACUCUUCUCAACUCAGC